AUGCUUUAGGAAGGGUUAAGAAACUUCAAGGAACUUCGAGCCAAAUUUCAAAAGUUUGAUGUGCCAUCUCUUCCAGGACCUAUUAAAUUCUCAGCAGGCGUUCCUCAAAAGGGUAAUAUUGGAAGCACACAAUCAACAAGAAUUUUGGCCAAUGGGAAACCCCUCUUGUCCAACCAAAAUCCGCUCCCACCAUGCUGUUCUAGUGCGGAACCCCAGCUUCUAAAACCCCAGGAAACAAAGUUAGCCCAGAGGGGUGAGAUUCAGAAAUGUUCGAAUUCCCCAGGACCUCCGGAAAGGUCUCCUGGUUCUGCAGUAAAUUCCCAGAAAACUUCUCUCCUGUUAGACAUGAGUCAGUCGAAUGCCGAGAUAACCAACAAAAGGAGAGUCGUGGUGAACGAGAGCUUCAAAGAUAAGCUCUGGAACUGGGAGAAGGUUUCAUCUCAGAAGAGUGAGUUGUCUUCAGCCUCUCUCCUUGCCAGUUGCGCACGCAGGGCCUUCCAUCUGGAGGAGGAGAAAAGCAGAGGGCUUCCUCCAAAGGAACCCAGGAGAAAGCUGGAAAUAAAAGGACCACAGACCCUGCCUUCCCAGAGGCACUUGAUGGCCCAAAGAGAAUCACUUGCCUCUCCUGAAGAUCCCACUUUUCUACUUGUUCAACAUGGCAGGAAGAGCCUAGAAAAUCCUCUUCCUGAGAGGCGCCCAGUGAGGGGCUCCUGCCAGCCUAUCUAUGAGAGUGAACUUGCCAACCAGGCCCCAGAAAAACAGCCAGUUGAUAGGCAUCACCAAUUUCUCAAAAUGAAACCACUGCCUUCCAUCAAGUCCCUGGGUCCUCCUCCCCCAAAGCCUCCGAAGCCCCCAGUCGUGAACCUCCAGGCCUUCCAGAGGCAGGCAGCUGCAAUUUCCAAGGUCCACAGGGAAGCAGCCGUAGAAGAGACCUGCCUGCCUCCAGAGAGGCUACAGAAUGCUGAAUUUGAAGAACCACAUAAUUAUGAGGCAACAAUUUCAUAUCUGAAACACUCUGGCAACUCCAUUAACCUGUGCACUGCAAAAGAAAUUGCUGAUUCAACUUACGAAGUCGAAAUUGAAGAACCCCGAAAGCCUUGGAAGAAUGGUCUCCAUCAAGAACUUCGCCCUAAACAUGAAGAUGAAGAUGAAGAUAAAAAGGAGAAGGAAAAAGAGCCACGUGAAUUGGAACCUCAAAAACCAGAAAAGGAUCUACCUUCAAGCCAUCUCUUCAAGGUAUCAGUGUUCUAGGGUUCCAGGCCAAACAGUAGACAGGUGAUGAAAGUCCUCGGAGGCAGCAGGAGCAUGCUGCCCAGGAAGCAGGGCCCUGUGAGCGAUGCUGUCCAGACAAAGGCCUGGCCCCAAGACCCGAAGCUGGCCAGGCACUCCCUAGGCCACUGUGGGUAUGUGGAGGCCUUGGAGGUCACUACAGAAGCUCUAGGCAGCGGGGCCUGUAAGCCUCACUCCAUCUCAGAGGAGACCUAUGAUGAUGUUGAGUACCCCGGGAGAGCGGGACCACAGUCAGACCUCUGUAACUCAUUUGCUUCCGAUAAUGAAAAUAGUGAAGAAGUAUAUGAAGAGGUCUAUAAAACAAAGAGCAACUACCCAGAGAUAGAUUUAGAUGGAAAAGAAGCACUUAAAAGACUGCGGAAAUUCUUCAAGAAAGAAAAGGAUAGGUUUAAAAUGAAGAAAAACAAGUUGAAAGAAAACAUGAGUGCAUUUUCAAUUUCGAUGCCUGAUUUAGAACUUAGGUCUCAGGAAGUUAUUAUCUAUGAUAAUAUGGACAUAAAUGAAAAAGAGUCAAGAGAGGAAGAUAAACUAAAAACUUGGAAACCCAAGUUUUUGAUGGCAAAGGAAAAAAAAGAGAGAAAAGGUGCUGAAGAAUCAGAAAGUUUAUCUCCUAGAAAUUUCUUCAGAACCAAGAAGCAAAACUUAGAAAAGAUGAGAAUGGAAAAAGAAGAAAAACGUUUUCGAGAACAAUUUAAGUAUGACAAAGAGAUUACUGUCAUCAACACAGCAGUGGCAUGUUCCAGUAAUUCAAGAAAUGGAAUAUUCGAUUUGCCAAUAAUCCCUGGAGAAGAACUGCAAGUCAUUGAUACCACUGAAGAAAAUCUAGUGAUUUGUCGCAAUUCCAAAGGCAAAUAUGGAUAUGUACUAAUUGAACAUCUAGAUUUCAAGAAUCAAGGCUGGUCACCUUAGGAAGAUCAAGCUCCAGUGGGAGGGCCUGCACUAGGAAGGACUAAUCUGAGACCUCAGUACUGCCUCACCUCAGGUUCAGUUCGCUGACGUCAAAUGGGAUGGUGGGAUCUGUGGAAAUGGAGAAGAGAAAAA
Molecule: messenger RNA, 2331 nt
Organism: Callorhinus ursinus (northern fur seal)
Lineage: Eukaryota; Metazoa; Chordata; Mammalia; Carnivora; Otariidae
Source: RefSeq, a predicted model, not a curated record